GCAUUUAACACGCUGACGAGACGAAGUUGAACAAGCAGCAGCUGCAGCAGAAGCAGAAGAAGACGAAGCACGACGACUCUCUUCAUCUCCCCCUCUCCUUCUCUUGCAAUCAAUCUCUUCUCCAAUUCUUCCUCUAGAAUAUUAUAAUCCGGCAAUUAUAAGAUCUUGUGCACAAGCAAAGACAUUUGACAUUCAUCAACGCUCGUCUACCAAACAACACAUAUGGGGGAAACUGUUAAAGAGCGUGGAGAUGCAAGUGCGGAGCUGGUAAAAGCCAUUGGUGAUAAGCAUGCCAGUCUCGUCAGACCAGCUGCUAAAUAUUACUCUGCACUUAAAGAUGCUGUGGUUUGUGGGAAAGGAAGAUAUACACUUGUAAAAGAUGUGGACGAGGUAGAAAGUGGAGCGUAUGACAAACCUCUUCCAUGCUUUGGUUGUGGAAUCGGAUGGUUUUCCUUCCUGCUGGGUUUUUUGUUCCCUUUCUUGUGGUUCUAUGCGACAUUUCUCUAUUUCGGAAACUACUACCGCAAGGAUCCUAGAGAAAGAGCUGGCCUUGCUGCUUCAGCAAUCACUGCGAUGGGAUUCUCCCUCCUGCUACUGGCGAUUAUUGUUUUCAGGUGGUUUUAAUGGGUUCUCACUUAUACCAUAAUGUUGAGAUACAUAAAAUGAAGAUCCCAUACUUGUCAAAGGAAUAGAGGAGGGACUUAGAUACUUGUCUGUACAUAAACCUCACAUACAGAUAUUAUAUACCUCAUCUUUUUACUCAAGCUCUGUAUCAUUUUCUUUUCACAAUGUACAAUUGUGUAUAAAGAAAAGAGAAGAGAAAUAAAUGAGCAAAUGGUUGUUUGAUUCUUGA
Molecule: messenger RNA, 853 nt
Organism: Capsella rubella
Lineage: Eukaryota; Viridiplantae; Streptophyta; Magnoliopsida; Brassicales; Brassicaceae
Exons: 6
Coding region: 223-624 (133 amino acids)
Source: RefSeq, a predicted model, not a curated record